AUGCUCUUCUCUUCUUCUUCACUUCACUUGGCGCUGCUUGCCGCGGCACCACUGGCAAACGCAUGGCCGACGGCUAUCUUAGAUGCCGCUGGUCAUGAUCCUGAACUCCUGAAGCGAGCAACCGAGGCGGCGAGGCUCAUGAAGGGUCGGCAACAGGGUAUCGGUGCUGUCACUGCCGUCUUCGAACCCGUUCCCAUCUUCAAUGCUCGGGCACAGUACGUCAACGUAUCUAGGGGCUCAGGGCACGAGUAUGUUGCCCCUGGACCAAACGACCUCAGAGGACCCUGUCCGGGUUUAAACGCCCUUGCAAACCACAACUUCCUUCCACACAAUGGCGUCGCCACUGUCACACAAUACGUCGAAGUGACCCAACGCGUUGUCGGCAUGGGCGUCCUCCUGGGAACCUUCCUGACCGUCCUCGCCGGCGCCCUAGACGGCAACAUAUUAACCUGGUCCAUGGGUGGCACACCACCGGGUGUCCUCGAAGGCCUCCUCGGCGGAGCCCUCAACGGCAACGGCCUCAGUGGUUCCCACAACAAAUACGAAACCGAUGCCUCACCCACGCGGCCCGACCUCUACCAAGGCGGCAACAACUACAAGGUCGUGACAUCUCAGUUCCAGGAACUCGUCGACAUGUCCCCUGGAGGUAUUACAAUGGAGAGCCUAACAGCGUUCCGAAACCGUCGCUUCGAUCAGCAGGUUUCUAGUAACCCGUACUUCUUCAAUGGCCCCUUUUCCGGUAUGUUGGUGCAACCUGCAGCGUACACCUUUAUCUACCGUUUCAUGGCCAACCAUAGCGCUGAGCACCCCGCCGGUAUUUUGUCGUCUGAGGUGCUGCAGUCAUGGUUCGGUGUCCAGGGAAACAGCGGUAACUACAAGGCUAUUGUGGGUACUGAGCGUAUUCCGGAUAACUGGUACCGCCGCGCCAUAGAAUAUCCCUACGAAACUACAUACUUCGCCGCCGACGCCCUCGCCGCCGCAGGCCUCCAUCCAAAGUUCAUCAGCAUCGGCGGCAACACUGGCAAGCCCAACAGCUUCGUCGGCGUCAACGUUGGAGAUCUGUCCGGCGGCGUGUUCAGCUCUGGAAACAUGCUAGAGGGAAAUAACCUCGCCUGCUUCCUUUACCAGACCGCUGCUCAAGCGAAGCCCGAUCUGUUGCUUGGUGCGCUCAGUGCGCUGACGAAUAUUGUGGGAAACUUAAUGGCGACGUUGGGUUGCCCCGAGUUGAAAGCGAUUGACGCGGAGCAGUUGAAGCAGUUUCCGGGUUAUCAGAGGAAUCCGGUUUAUGGGUAG
This is a messenger RNA of Pyrenophora tritici-repentis Pt-1C-BFP, 1293 nucleotides long. The record is from RefSeq and is a predicted model, not a curated record. NCBI's taxonomy places the organism in Eukaryota, Fungi, Ascomycota, Dothideomycetes, Pleosporales, Pleosporaceae.